Angiostrongylus costaricensis is the source of this 453-nucleotide messenger RNA. Lineage: Eukaryota; Metazoa; Nematoda; Chromadorea; Rhabditida; Metastrongylidae. The record is from the annotation of a GenBank genome assembly.
AUGCCGCCAACAAUGGAACGCAAUAAGUUUCCGAAGAAGGAACUGAGACCAAUAAGGAGCGUUAUAACAAUGAAUUACGAAAACAUGCGAAGACUUAAGAACAGGUCCAUAAAAUUUGGCAAUCGUAGAAAGGAACGUGUUGGUCGUAAGAGCCCACAAAGGAAACCAAAAGCAAUUUCCGCUGCGAAGGAGCGUCGUGGUGUCACGGUGCUCGGCAUCAUACUCGGAUGCUUCACCAUUUGUUGGGCACCGUUUUUUGUGAUGUACGUAGUGGUACAAUUUUGUAAAGAGUGUAGCCCGAAUCCUCACAUAGAGAUGUUCAUCACCUGGCUCGGUUAUAGUAAUUCAGCUAUGAAUCCUAUCAUCUAUACAGUAUUCAACAGAGAUUAUCAAAUCGCCUUAAAAAAACUGUUCAGUAAUGAACGAAAGCUCGGACCAUCAAGUGCCGUCUGA